Messenger RNA from Helicoverpa armigera (cotton bollworm), 799 nucleotides. Its product is annotated as cytochrome c oxidase subunit 4 isoform 1, mitochondrial. The record is from RefSeq and is a predicted model, not a curated record. The coding region runs from base 50 to 568 and encodes 172 amino acids. NCBI's taxonomy places the organism in Eukaryota, Metazoa, Arthropoda, Insecta, Lepidoptera, Noctuidae. Gene Ontology annotation, biological process: mitochondrial electron transport, cytochrome c to oxygen. The transcript is spliced from 4 exons.
UUUUGACAAUUUGUCUUACUGUCAAUGCAAAUUAAAUUUUGCAUUGAAAAUGUCGUUGCUAACUUUGAAAUCCGUGGGGGCUUCAUCAUUGUCAAUAAAAGCGAGAGAAAUUCACAACAGAUGUAGGAUUGGCAACCGAGAUUGGGUGGGCUUUGGGAUCAAUGGAAGCGCGAACUACAAAGACGAUGCCCACUUUCCAUUCCCAGCUAUCAGGUUUAAGGAGAACACCAGAGAUAUUUGUGCAUUACGCGAAAAGGAGAAGGGAGAUUGGCGAAUGCUGUGCUGUGAGGAGAAGAAGGCCCUAUAUCGUGCCUCCUUCUGCCAGACAUUCUCUGAAUUCAAGCACCCCACGGGCCAGUGGAAGGCCAUCGUGGGCGGUGCAUUGAUUGCAACCUCCUUUACGUUUUGGACCUUCAUAUUCCUUCAUUAUUAUGUUCUGGAGCCCCUGCCGGCGAGCCUGUCGAGACAUUCGCAGAAGGCUCAGCUGCGAAGGAUGCUGGAGCUGCGAGUGAACCCCAUCGACGGUCUCUCAUCCUUGUGGGACUACGACAAUGACGCGUGGAAGUAAUGUUCCCAGUGAAGCCCUGAUCUCUUCUAUGAAGCUACUGUUUAGAAUAAAUAAAGAUAUUAGUCGACGCAGAACUAAAAACAUCAUGUUUAUUUUGACGCCAUUAUUCUUGCAGUUGUCAAUUGUAUUUAAAAGAAAUGUUCCACGGGCGCUUGUCGAUUUGUUAGUGUUUUAUUUUUCUUAAGUUGUUAGUAUGCUCAUUUAUUUAACUAAUAAAUAGUUUCUUUGUCA